Molecule: messenger RNA, 699 nt
Organism: Trichosporon asahii var. asahii CBS 2479
Lineage: Eukaryota; Fungi; Basidiomycota; Tremellomycetes; Trichosporonales; Trichosporonaceae
Exons: 2
Coding region: 1-699 (232 amino acids)
Molecular function (GO): FMN binding; riboflavin reductase (NADPH) activity
Source: RefSeq, a predicted model, not a curated record
AUGCGCGAUGUGCUGAGGAACGUUGCCCAGCCCGUCGUCGUCGCUGUCACGAAGACGAACGCCUCGUCGCCGGCGCCGUAUCACGGCGCGACGCUGACGUCGUUCGCCUCACUCUCUCUUGAGCCGUAUCCGCUCGUUGCAUUCAGCCUGCGGUUACCCUCCAAGAUGGCCGACUACCUGCGACCAUGCUCAAAUCACACGAUCGCGCCAGGCAAAGGCGUCGAGAUCCCGCUCAACAGUUGCGACAACGACUGCGCCGCGCCAACAGGCACCGGCUCGGAGUGCGGAACGUCCCCGGCUGCGCUAGAAGCCACGACGCCGGCGCCGACGUCAACGCCGAAAACGACCUGCCCCGAACUCAUGGUGUCUCUCCUCUCCUCUUCAAACCAGGCUAUCGCAGAGGCUCUCGCUCGCCCUGGUGUCGACCAGCGGCCAAUAUUCGGCCGGUACGAGUGGGACGAUUCAGAUCCGCCGGCCCUCAAGGAUGCCGUCGGACACCUGCGAUGUCAAGUCAUCCAUUCCAUGCCUUUGAAGGCAGUUUGCGACGGUUUGGCGAACCUGGACUUUGAGAUUGAGAAGGAGAAGGCGCAUCUGCUGGGAAGCGAGCUGUUCAUCUGCCGAGUAGUCGACUCAAAUCUGGGACAAGGAAAGGAGAGUCUCGUCCACUACCAGCGAGACUACAACUCUGUCAGCAACUGA